AAUUUCAAUUAUGUCCGACCCUGAAAUCUACACCGUUGGCUGGGUGUGUGCGCUCUCAACUGAGCUCACGGCGGCCAAGGUCAUGCUUGAUGAAAUUCACCCAGAAAUACGCUCCAUCCCUCCUAGAGACUGUAACCAGUAUGUCUUAGGCAAGAUUGGAAGCCAUAACGUGGUGAUUGCUGUGCUUCCCGAGUCAGAGUACGGUUUGGCAUCUGCUUCGAAUGUCGCUACGAACAUGUUAAAUGCAUUCCCAAAUAUCCGCAUUGGACUCUUAGUCGGCAUAGGCGGUGGUGCUCCUACAUCUCGGAACGACAUACGUUUGGGCGACGUUGCCGUAAGCUCUACUGGGCGGGGAACUGGCGGUGUCUUUCAAUACGAUUAUGGACGGACAGUUCAGUCUCAAGAAUUCAAUACGACUGGAUUCCUCAAUCAACCCCCCGCCGUUUUACGUGCUGCAAUGAACAAAUUAAAGUCUGAACACGAGAUCAACGGCCACAACAUACAGGAAACAAUCCAUGAAGGCCUAAAACGAUAUCCUCGACUAAGAAAGAAGUACUCCCGCCCGCCAAUGGCCCAUGAUAGACUAUAUCUUUCCUGCAUUACCCAUCCAUUCCAAAAUCACCAGGCCUGUAUCGAUGUUUGUGGCGAAGGCACUGUUGACGAGCCCAAACUUGUACAACGAGACCAGAGAAAAGAAGGUGAUGAUGAUCCCGAAAUUCACUACGGUAUCAUUGCUUCGGCGAACCAACUUAUGGAGGACGCCAUAGUGAGAGACAAACUGGCACUUGACCGAGGUGUGAUCUGUUUUGAGAUGGAAGCAGCGGGAUUGAUGAAUAAUUUCCCUUGUGCUGUUAUCCGAGGAAUCUGUGAUUACUCAGAUACACACAAGAACAACGAAUGGCAAGGUUAUGCAGCUAUGACGGCGGUAGCCUAUGCUAAAGAGCUUCUAUGCCAGAUCCAACCGACGAAAGUUAAAGAGGAAAGACGCAUAAAAGACAUUCUAGAGCAUGCUCUCGAAAGACUUCCCUUUGUUAGGGAAGCAACAUUUGACUCCUACAAUGAGUCUCAUAAUCCCUCAUGUCUGGAGAACACUCGAGUGGACCUUCUGGAAGAAAUAUCCAGAUGGGUCGAGGACGAUGAAUCAAAGCCUGUGUUCUGGCUGAACGGUAUGGCCGGAACGGGGAAGUCGACGAUAUCAAGAUCUAUAGCCCAGUCUCUGUUGACUACUGGCAUUCUUGGCGCCAGCUUCUUCUUCAAACGAGGGGAAGCAGAUCAGGGAAAGGCGGCUAAAUUUUGUCCUACAAUCGCCCGCCAGCUCGCUGGAAAGCACCCUUGCUUCGGCGCCUGGUUAGAAAAGGUCACCAUCGAUAACCUGGACAUCGCUAGCAAGGGGCUGAGGACCCAGUUUGAGAAACUCAUUAUCCAACCCCUUUCUGAGGUUUGGAACGGAAUGUCGUCCAUCAAGCCAACUAUAGCAAUCGUAGUUGACGCAUUAGAUGAAUGCGACUCGGAACAGGAUGUCAGGCUUCUUAUACGUCUAUUUUGCCAGAUCAAAACAACACGGAACGUCAGAGUCCGUAUCUUUCUGACAAGCCGACCAGAACUACCAAUUAGGCUAGGGUUCAGCAAUGUAAGAGGAACAUAUCAGGACCUCAUCCUUCAUCGGGUCCCACCACCAGUUAUCGAACACGAUAUCUGCAUUUUCUUCAAGCACGAACUAAAGAAGAUUCUCUCGGAUUGGAAUGACUCCGUCCCCACAGCUCACCAGUUACCAGUGACAUGGCCUGGCGAAGAUAGCUUACGAACAUUGGUAGACCGUGCUGUUCCUCUGUUCAUUUUUGCUGCCACUAUGUGUCGUUUCAUCGCCGAUAGAAACAUGAGCCCGGAAAAAAGACUUUCCCAAAUCCUCAAUCACCCCCAUCGAAACGCCGCUGAUAAGAUGGAAGUCACCUACGUGCCAGUUCUAGAUCAAAUACUGGUUGAUUUAUCCCAGUCGGAGAAAAUAGCGUCACUUGAUGAAUUUCGCCUAAUCGUUGGAACUAUCAUUACCCUCGAAAGUCCCUUGUCGGCACUGACCCUAUCUCGAGUCCUUGAUAUUUCACAAGACAGAAUUUAUAACCAACUUAACAAGCUUCAAUCUGUCAUUCAUGUCCCGGAAUCUGAAAAGGCGCCAAUUCGGGUCUUUCACCUCUCUUUCAGAGAUUAUCUUGUUGAAGGUACCAAUAAACUCAAUGUGUUCAAUAUCGACCAGAAGACAAUAUCACGACGACUAACUAAGCACUGUUUGCGGAUCAUGAGAACCCAUUUGAAGACGGACAUAUGCAAUUUACGCCAUCCAGGAUCAGCACGUACAGAUAUAAGCGUUGAGCUCAUUGAUAACUGCUUGCCCCCCGAGCUUCAAUACGCCUGCCUUUACUGGACAAAACACCAGGAAGCGGCACACUUACAUCCUGGUGAUAUGUCAGAAGUUUCACUAUUCAUGAAAACACAUCUCCUACAUUGGAUUGAAGCCUUGGUCCUGAUGAACAGGACCUGGGAAAUUUCAGGACUACUUAAAUCAUUACGCGUUGUUCUUAAGGAAGAUUCAUCAUUGUUCGACUUUCUGGGUGAUGCUGUGAGGUUUCUAGGUUAUAGCGUCUCAACAGUGGAUACACAUCCGCUACAACUCUAUUCACACGCUUUAAUCUUUGCACCCCAAAAGAGCCUAACAAGAUUGAAUUUCGAGGCUCAAAUACCUAAGUGGAUAGCUUCUGUCCCUAAGCAAGAUCAUGAAUGGGAUUUGUGCCUACGCAUAUUCGAGCGGCCAAAUUAUAAGCGAGUGUCGUUAGAAUUCAUACCAGACUCGACUUUACUCUUUGUGGGCUUCUGCAAUAACCACGAAAAUGGUUUUUGUCUACUGGACUGGGAUAGUGGAGAGUGUUUGCAAGAGUUCCACAACCGCUCAGAUUUCUCUUCUCCUUCAGCACUUUCUCCAAACGGCAGAGUGGUGGCGAUACCCAGGGGUCAAAACACUAUCGAAAUACGAGAUUUCUGGACCUGUGAGCUAAUACAUGAACUACCAGCAAACCGCAAACUCCUUUUGGCGUUAGUAUUUUCGCCAGACUCGAGGCUCCUUGCAGUUUCCCAUGAUGAAGUUUCAUAUCCUCAGUGUAUGGGAUUGCCGAACCAGGGUCUGUCUGUUUGA
Fusarium oxysporum Fo47 is the source of this 3184-nucleotide messenger RNA. RefSeq names its product WD domain protein. The coding region runs from base 11 to 3184 and encodes 1057 amino acids. The transcript has 4 exons. Gene Ontology annotation, molecular function: catalytic activity; protein binding. Gene Ontology annotation, biological process: nucleoside metabolic process. The record is from RefSeq and is a predicted model, not a curated record. Lineage: Eukaryota; Fungi; Ascomycota; Sordariomycetes; Hypocreales; Nectriaceae.